AGCAGCUCUUAAAUUCUUCUCGUAGGAACUCUCCAUGAUAAUUAUAUAAUAUAUUAUUAUGGAAAGAGGAAAAAGAAACUUGUUCCGAAACAAUCGUAUUAUGAGAGAGCCACCUCUAAUUAUCAAGCCUCCAAAAAAACCCGACCAUGAAUACAAGCGACGUGGUCUGCUCGGUGAGGGUGGUUUUGGAAGGUGUUAUGAAGUGGAGACUAAAGAGGGUAAGAUACUCGCCGUUAAAGUUGUAGACAAAGCUUCAUUAAGAAAUCCAAAAAAUAAAGACAAGCUUCUUAGCGAGAUUGCUAUACAUAAAAAGCUGGAUCAUCCUCAUAUUGUUAAAUUUUACGAUUGUUGCGAAGAUCAAUCAUUUGUGUACUUAUUGAUGGAGCUUUGUGAAAAUAAGACAUUAGCCUAUAUGAAUAAAAAACGGCAACGUUUGACCGAACCUGAAGUUCGAUAUUUUAUGCUCCAACUUCUUAAUGCGUGUGAAUAUAUGCAAAGUCAGUAUGUGAUUCAUCGUGAUCUCAAGUUGGCGAAUUUGUUUCUUUCAAAGGACAUGAAAAUCAAAAUUGGGGAUUUUGGAUUAGCGGCACAGCUGGAAUGUGAGGGUGAAAGGAAAAAGACGAUAUGUGGUACUCCAAAUUAUAUCGCGCCCGAAGUUUUAUUUGACCGAACGAAUGGUCAUAGUUUUGAGGCUGACAUAUGGUCAUUAGGCGUUAUCAUGUACACAUUACUAUUCGGAAGACCACCUUUCCAGACUGAUGGGGAGGUCGAUCAAAUUUACAGGAGAAUCAAAGAAUUAAAAUAUGAAUUCCCAUCUCAUAUUACUGUCUCAAAGGAAGCAAAGAAAUUGAUUAAUCUAAUGCUAAUUUUGGAACCAGAGAAACGACUGACUAUUCAACAGAUUUUGAAUCAUGAGUUUUUUAGUUUAGGGAUGACACCAACAACGAUUCCAGUGUCCGCAUUAAAUAUUGCUCCUUGUUUUGAUGUUCCUCAAUUAAACAAACCUGCCAAUUAUUCAAUCUCUACCAGACAUCCACUGAAGACGCUAGUUAGCAAUAACUUAAAUACGGCUAUUGCUGGACAAGGGAAAAAGUUACCCGCUAAAAAAUCUAUAGAGCCUGCUUUGAAAAAGCAUACCGUUCAAUCCGAAGAUAAAAAUAAACAUGAUAAUGAAAAAAAUUCCACAGCAUCGUCCUCUAAUAAGACUGAACAGAAGAAACGAAUUAUAAAGUUAACAGCUAAAAAAACCGAUCUGAAGAAGCCAAUCGUUAAAUCUGAAGAUAAAAUUAAAAAAGUUGAUGUUAAAAACUCUGGUCCAUCAUCCGCUAAUCAGAAGCCCGGGUCUGCUGAGUCUAAAUCUUCAGUUAAGCCUGAAGAAAAAGCAGGUAAGUUGAAUGAUGCAACUCCUCAUCAAGAUAAAUUACGAACUGGCGUCCUUGAAGCAAUAUUAAAUACCCUUGAAAUAUCAUUUAGGACAAUUCUUGAUCAAGAAAAUGCCAAAAAUAUAAUAUGUAACGAUAUAACACCUACGCCAAAUGUAUUUGUAAAUAAAUGGAUUGAUUAUUCAAAUAAAUACGGAAUGGGCUACCAAUUGACUGAUAGUUCUGUGGGUGUACAUUUUAACGAUAAGACAACGUUGAUAAUGUCUCCUAAUGGAAGUAAUUUCGAAUACAUUUACAAUAAUCGAAUCUCCUCAACUUCAAUAAUUCCAACACGUAAAUCAUACUUAGUAGCUGAUUGUCCUAAAGUUUUGCAAAAGAAAAUGUACUUGUUGAGAAACUUUCGUAAUUAUAUGAAUGAAACCCUUUCGAGAAGGACACAUUCAUAUACUUUCGUUGAUAAAGAUCGAACUCAUAAUAUGGAAUUUCUCACGAAAUUUAAAAGAACACCGCACGCAAUGAUGUUCAGGCUGAGCAAUCGCAUUGUACAGGUUAAUUUUUUUGAUCACGUGAAAAUUGUGAUAUCAGAGGAAGGGAAUGUUAUAACAUAUAUUAAUGAGGCAAAUGAAUUAAAGACUUAUACAAUCACAAAUUUUUUGAAAAUUUCUAAUUCCGUGGAAGUGAAUCGAUUGAAAUAUGUGAAGGAUGUCUUGAAAAAAUUAGUAGAUGCAGCACAUAAAACUAAAAAGUCACCAGAAAAAUAGAUUUGUAAUUAAUUUUUUAUAAUUUAAAAUAUAAUUUAAAUACAUUUAUGUGGAAAGUCGAAUAUUGGAAUAAUAUGGUCUUUUAAACAAUGUAUAAUUCUUACAACCUCAAAAUAAAGGAACUCAAGCAAGGCUUAGUGGGUAGAGAGUGGCUUUUUCCUUUUUGAUUUCUCUAAUAGCAAUAAACUUUAAAUCCUGUAACCUGCAUAACGUUUUUGU
Molecule: messenger RNA, 2362 nt
Organism: Rhizophagus irregularis DAOM 181602=DAOM 197198
Lineage: Eukaryota; Fungi; Glomeromycota; Glomeromycetes; Glomerales; Glomeraceae
Biological process (GO): mitotic spindle organization; protein phosphorylation
Cellular component (GO): spindle pole; spindle pole body; kinetochore
Molecular function (GO): protein binding; ATP binding; protein serine/threonine kinase activity
Source: RefSeq, a predicted model, not a curated record